Mucor mucedo is the source of this 856-nucleotide messenger RNA. RefSeq lists its product as uncharacterized. The record is from RefSeq and is a predicted model, not a curated record. Lineage: Eukaryota; Fungi; Mucoromycota; Mucoromycetes; Mucorales; Mucoraceae. The transcript has 4 exons. The coding region runs from base 17 to 775 and encodes 252 amino acids.
ACAAACAUAUCCCAAAAUGACUACUGUUGCCAAUGGAGAGAAUUUUGUCAAAGUUGUAUCAUUUGAUACGAUGACCAAUAAGGACUUGCCAAACUAUUCAUUUACUUUGAGAGGAAAAUCACCUGGAUUUAAGCGAACAAGACGCUCUCGAACAUUUAUGGUCGCCACAGAUUUAGCAAAUUAUAGUGAAUAUGCACUUACUUGGGCUACUGAUGAAAUAAUGGACGAAGGAGAUGAACUGAUCGUGUUGAGAGUAGUAACUGUGGAUAUGAAUGAUAAAAAAGGAAAUAUGGCAAACCUUUUAGAUUUCGAAGCAAAGCAGUCCAGAGAAAAGGCAAGCCAAGUAAUGGCAAAGAUUAUGAAAAACACUGCAGAAGAAAAAAAAAUAAGCGUUGUCAUCGAAUUUGUCAUCGGCAAAGUACAGGAAACCAUUCAGAAUAUGAUUACCAUGUAUCAACCAUCACUUUUAAUUGUUGGCACAAGAGGAUUAUCCGAAUUUAAAGGCAUGCUGCUCGGUAGUGUGUCCAAAUACUGUCUUCAACAUUCACCUGUGCCAGUAGCAGUAGUUAGACCAGAAGACAAGAAAGUGAAGAAAUCAUCAAAGCAGAGAUUAAGCGGUCUAAUGAGACUAGGAAGUGGCAAUAUUCCCACUAUGAGCUCAUUUAGCAACGUUUCUGAAGAUAGUGACGGUCCUAAAGAUAGUAGUAUGUUUAAUAAGCUAUCUUUGAAGCAAAGUAAAUAUCGCUCGAGAUCAACAUCUCCAGCUCCUCGCUAACACUUUUUAAUGCUGCAUAUCCUCCAAGUUACACACAUAAAAUAAACAUAAACCAUUGGUUUAAAUUUUGACGUCCUUUCU